GAGCAGCAGUUGCUUUGCUUGUGCUCACUUGGAAUUCCCUGCUUCCACUCUGGAGAAGAUGGGCCGCAAGGAAGAUGAUGACAGCAGCUCCUGGAAAAAGCAGACAAGCAACAUCCGAAAAAACUUCAUUUUCAUGGAGGCCCUGGGAUCAGGUGCCUUUUCAGAAGUUUUCCUGGUGAAACAAAGAAGCACAGGCAAGCUCUUUGCUCUGAAGUGCAUCAAGAAGUCUCCUCUCACUAGGGACAGCAGCUUGGAGAAUGAAAUAGCAGUACUGAAAAAAAUAAAACACGAAAACAUUGUGACUCUGGAAGAUAUUUAUGAGAGCACAACUCACUUCUACCUGGUCAUGCAGCUGGUAUCCGGUGGAGAGUUAUUUGACCGAAUUCUGGAAAGAGGAGUUUACACUGAGAAAGAUGCAAGCGUGGUAAUCCACCAGGUCUUGACGGCUGUGAAGUACCUCCAUGAAAACGGAAUAGUUCACCGAGACCUAAAGCCCGAAAACCUCCUUUACCUCACUCCCGAGGAGAACUCCAAAAUCAUGAUCACAGACUUCGGCUUGUCCAAAAUGGAACAGAAUGGCAUCAUGUCCACUGCCUGUGGGACUCCAGGAUACGUCGCCCCAGAAGUCCUCACCCAGAAGCCAUACAGCAAGGCCGUGGACUGCUGGUCCAUUGGAGUCAUCACCUACAUCCUGCUGUGUGGGUAUCCUCCUUUCUAUGAGGAGACAGAAUCUAAGCUGUUUGAAAAGAUUAAGGAAGGCUACUAUGAGUUUGAAUCACCGUUUUGGGAUGAUAUCUCCGAGUCAGCCAAGGAUUUCAUCAAACAUUUACUGGAGAAAAACCCAAACACAAGAUUUACCUGUGAAGAAGCCCUGAGACACCCAUGGAUUAAUGGAAAUACAGCCCUUCACCGUGACAUAUACCCAUCUGUCAGUGCUCAGAUUCAGAAAAACUUCGCAAAGAGCAAAUGGAGGCAAGCCUUCAACGCUGCCGCCGUCGUGCACCACAUGAGGAAGCUCCACAUGAACGGCCACGCGGCGGCUGAAAACCCCCUGCCCACUGCACAAGUCUCCGACACAUCCAGACCUACCAGCCCCGGCAUCGCGGGCUCAGGGACGCCAGACCAAGGCAAGAGCGUAUCGGUGCCAAUGAUCGUAAAUAUUGUUAUUUCUCUUUCUCUUUUUUUCCCUCUUCCAAUUCUAUUUCCAACCAGUCCUUUCAACUCAGAAGUUCUUGUUCCAGUGAAAAACAGUAAACACUUUCACUGUGGCACGGGGCAAACUGGAGUUUGCUUGAUUAUGUGAU
This is a messenger RNA of Tinamus guttatus (white-throated tinamou), 1304 nucleotides long. The record is from RefSeq and is a predicted model, not a curated record. NCBI's taxonomy places the organism in Eukaryota, Metazoa, Chordata, Aves, Tinamiformes, Tinamidae.